Messenger RNA from Rotaria sordida, 315 nucleotides. The record is from the annotation of a GenBank genome assembly. NCBI's taxonomy places the organism in Eukaryota, Metazoa, Rotifera, Eurotatoria, Philodinida, Philodinidae.
AUGGGUCGAACAUGGAAGCCUGAACAGAUUAUGGCUGAUUUUGAAACCAGCUUGAUUCCAGCACAUCCAGAAAGUGCUCACAAAGGAUGCCAUUUUCAUUUUAAUCAGUGCAUAUAUCGACGUAUCCAGUUACUUGGUUUAGCCACAGCUUAUUCACAAGUUGAAUUAGUUCGAAGUUGUUGCCGUAAACUGAUGGCAUUACCACUUUUACCAACUCAAGAAGUUGAAACUUCUUUUUAUAAUUUACGUGCACCAGCACAUCCAACAGUGAAGAAACAACUUCGCGAUUUAUUUUUAUAUUUUGAUGAUUAUUGA